UGUAAAAACGCACGUGCCGUUUUGACUCCCUCACGACUCGAAGCCGAAGCUUCGAAAAAGCCAGCGCUUAACAAGCCCUAAUCCAUCUCUCUCGCUCCUCGCUUUCUCUCUCUAGAACCUCGAUCACCUGCUGUUUCCCGAGCUCGUCGUUCCGAAAUUGAGCCCUAAUUUGUUGGAAUUCGAAGCUGGUUCGAUUGAGAAUUGCGUCAUCAUUUUGUGCCAGAGCAGAAGCCGUUGAGUGUUUAUAAGUGGGAUUGCCGCUGGUAAUGGAGACAAAUAGGGGCUAGGGAUUUGGUUCCUUAGAAUCCUUUUGAGAUUCAGUUGGAAAGCUGUAAAGAUUUUGGGAAUCAGAAUGCCAGGAACUCGGCAUUGCCCCCGGAUUGAUACUUCUGAGCUGAAACUUCGCAUUGAAAGGAAGAUUGGCAGACAAAAAACAGAGCUGUAUUUUCAUCUAUUGGGCAGAUAUUUAAACUCAAAGCUUAGCAAAUCUGAGUUUGAUAAGCUUUGCAUUAAUUUGUUGGGGAGAGAGAAUAUCUGCCUUCAUAAUGGGCUUAUCCGAGCAAUUAUUAAAAAUGCAAAUGUUGCUGACACUGCUCCGCCUAAAGUUGAAAAGGUGCGACCUUCUUUAAAUAUCAAAGUACCGAAUGGAUAUGAAAGAGGCAGUCUUCAGUCACUAUGCAGGGAUGUGUUUCCUCAGUCUCCUAAAAAGGGCAGAACACCUACACUUCGUGAUCGCAAGUUCAAAGACCGGCCAAGUCCUCUGGGGCCGAAUGGGAAAACCCACACUGCUAUUUAUGAAGACUCUGCACCAAAAGUUCUAGAACAGCAAAGUGCUACUGAGCUGCUAUCCUUGGGUAGCAGGCCACCUGUUGAAGUCAAUUCUGUGGAAGAGGGAGAAGAGGUUGAGCAGGCAGGCAGACCUGCAAUCUACAGUAGGAUCCCUGUCACAGCUCCACUAGGUGUCUCUCUAAAUACAAGGGCAACAAGGAAAGUGUUACAUCAUGGAGCAUCGUCUUUCCUUCCCCCAGAAACUUGUCACAGCACUGGUGAGUUGCCUGAUUCCAGCACCCUCAGGAAAAGGUUGGAACAGAAGUUGGAAGCGGAGGGAUUGAAGAUCUCAACUGAUUGCGCUAAUCUCUUAAACAAUGGAUUGGAUUCUUAUCUGAAGAGAUUACUAAAGCCAUGCUUGUCAUUAGCUGCCCCGAAGUCAAGACAGAAGAUUAUUCAGCAACAAGCUCUACCCACUUUAAAUGGGAUGAGGGCUGUGAGAUAUAUUCAAAAGCCAAGUGAAUAUUCUCAUGUUUCAUUGUUAGAUUUCCGUGUUGCUAUGGAGUCAAAUCCUAGGAUGCUCGGAGAAGAUUGGCCCUUGCAGCUUGAGAAGGUUUGCUUGCGUGCAUCAGAAGAACCAUGAUUAAUUAGUCAAGAUUUGUGUGGUUGUGACUUAUGUCCAUCAAAGGGUGUUGAUAUGGAUCACAAGUUCAUAAUCUGAUCUAGUAGUGAUGCUGACACAGAAGGUUAUUAUACGCAAGCAGUAACUCAUCUACGUGGUUCCAAGCUAGAGAAAAUUUUGGAUCAAGGUUGUUAGGUUGUAUAUACAUCUCAGAGCUGAUUAUUUCUGGAUUGGGGGUCGUGGCCUCAUAAAGUAUGGAGAUAUUAAUACCUGUAAGAUUGUAGCAAUUACAAAUAGUUCAGUGCGCAUCACCAGCUAAUAUCAGUAGCUUGUUCAUCUUUCUUCUGUUAAUAAAGGUCAUUUUUUGAGUAUCCA
Messenger RNA from Ipomoea triloba (trilobed morning glory), 1765 nucleotides. RefSeq lists its product as uncharacterized. The record is from RefSeq and is a predicted model, not a curated record. The transcript is spliced from 2 exons. Gene Ontology annotation, biological process: regulation of transcription by RNA polymerase II. Gene Ontology annotation, cellular component: SAGA complex. Gene Ontology annotation, molecular function: transcription coactivator activity. Lineage: Eukaryota; Viridiplantae; Streptophyta; Magnoliopsida; Solanales; Convolvulaceae. Bases 353 to 1411 code for a protein of 352 amino acids.